AUGCCGUUGGUAAUGGAUAAGUGUUGUUUCUUCUUACCACUCAGAAAGGGAUGCCUGAUCAUCGGAUACUUAAACCUGGUUGGCAACCUCUUAAUGAUUUUGCUAUCGGUCAUCGGACUGGCGGCCGCGUCCGUGCUGAUGAUCAUAGGCAAGGAUGAAGAGGAACAAAAUCUAGGAGCGGCCAUGUUCGUCGUGUGUAUGGUCAUGCUUAUACUCCUACUAGUGUUUCUGGCGUUUACUAUAAUUCUGCUGUUGGGAUUGCAUCAGCACAAGCGAACUCUGGUAAAAGUCUACCUGAUCUAUGCUCUGGCCUUCAUUGUGCUCUCCAUCAUCAUGUUCUUCGCCAACCUUAUGGUCGCAGUCGAGCCGCUCAACAUUGUUAAAGAUAUCGUCUCUAUUGUGGUUCAAAUUUACUUCUGGCUGGUAAUAAGAAGUUUCUACCUCGUGAUGGACAAUCCUGAGGAAGCGACUUAUUUCGAACCAAUUUAACUUGUAAUGUAAUCCAAUUGUAAUUAAAUAUCUGUGAUAGAUAAAACAAUCAAUUGUUAUAGGUAGCGUUUUUUAUUUUAUUUUUUUGAUCAUAACGAUCAUUUAGAAAUUGUAUUUUGUAUUACCAUUUUUUUUUGUAUUGUGUAAUAUUUUUAAAUAUUGUGUUUGGUCGUCUAUGUUAAUUUCUAUAAACAUGACUAAAAUGUUGAUGUAUAAAUGUUGUUAUUACAUUUUAAGUUGUUAAAGUUUUUCUUAUACGUUUAGUUUUAAGAUACGCUUUUAUGAAACGUUUCGUUUUGACCAUAAACACAUUGAAACGGGAAGAUUUUUACUUUUU
Messenger RNA from Helicoverpa zea (corn earworm), 826 nucleotides. RefSeq lists its product as uncharacterized. NCBI's taxonomy places the organism in Eukaryota, Metazoa, Arthropoda, Insecta, Lepidoptera, Noctuidae. Bases 1 to 489 code for a protein of 162 amino acids. The record is from RefSeq and is a predicted model, not a curated record. The transcript has 4 exons.